AUGAAGGCAGUGGAGUUUGGAAAUAAGGUGACCACAGGGCCAGCCUUACAGGUGGACGCCAUGGACAGGGGCGAAGGCGGCCGGGCUCCUGCUCGGCUCCCGGUGCGGGCGGCAGCAGCACCAGCCAGUCUCCGGAGCGCAGCGCGGCGGGUCCCCGGGGCGGCGCCGCGGCUGCUGCUGCCGCCGGCGGCGGUGUCGUCGCUGCCGCGGCUGGAGAAGCCCAUCAAGCAGGCCUUCUACAACACCGGGGCGCUGCUCUUCGCCGGGCUGUGCUGCGGCGCCGCCGUGCUGGUCUACUUCAUCCUGGAGGCCUUCCUGCGGCCGCUGCUCUGGGCCGUGCUCUGCGGCACCUUCCUGCACCCCUUCAAGAGCUCGCUCACCGCGCUGGGCCGCCGCUGGCUCGGCCGCCUGCACCGCUCCCGCACCCCGGUGCUGCUGGCCGCCCUGCUGCUGCCCAUCUGCUUCGCCAACUACGGCGCCGAGGCGCUGGGCGAGCAGGUGCUGCGCAGGCGGCGCCUCCUGCUGCUGCUGGGCGCUGGCGGCCCCCUGCUCUACGGGCUCUACUGCCUCGGCAGCUCCCUGGGAGUCCAGGUGCUGCUGGCCCAGACCGGACUCCUGAUCUGCCGGGGGCUCGACUUCUUCAGCAGCCUGUGGAUAUGGACCUUGGUUGUUGGUUAUCUAUUGACCAUUUCAUUCAAGUGGAAUGCAAGCACUGAACGUUAUUUAAGAGCAAUCUCCAUUCCUGUCUGGAUAAUGCUGCUCUUCCACUUAGCUUCUGUGGCUGGCUCCUGGAGGAUUCCAGUAUUUCUGGUUAUAGUUUUUCUGAUGACAGUGGGCAUGUUGCAUGAGCAACAGAGCGGAAAGGAGUCUUCUGGGACGGAACUUCCUGGUCAAAUGAUUUCCAUUGCUGCUUCUACAAUUGCCAUGGCAAUAUCUGUCACAGGAUAUGAUUCAAGUAAUGAGCAACAUUCACCCCAACCCUCAGCCUCAUCCUCUUCGUUUUCCUCCUCUUCAUCCACUUCCGGUGGCAGACACAGGCCUGAGAUUGGAGCUUUUCUUAGAAAGAAGAAAACCAGUGAUAUCUACUUUGUUACACUUGUAUGGGCCAUUGUCGUAGUCCAAAUCUGGCUGAAUCUCUGGAUUGUGCAGUUAUUGCCAGUUCCUGUUGCAGUUUGGGUUGUUAAAAAACUUGUGGUCCACUUUGGAGUUGUAAACUUCAUGGCAAAACGUUGUAGUAGUUGGUGGCAUGUUCUGGAAAACUUUGUGAAGGAGCGGCAGGAGGCUCUCGCUCCACGGCCAAUCAGAGGGCUUGGAAGGGUCAUGCUAAAACUUGACAGUAAGAUGAUCGUGUGGUUGGAGAAAAUGCUUGAUAAAAUAAUUAGCAUUUUCAUAAUAUUUUUGCUAGUGAUAGGAACCCUUCUGCUAGCCCUGCUCCUUACGGCAAAGGUACAUCAAGAGAGUGUUCACUUAAUUCAAGUCACAAGCAGCUUGAUCAAUGAGACUGUAGCCAAUCACCCAGAGUGGGCAAACUGGCUCCCUGAAGCUCAGGUCAUUCAAAAAGCUCUCAAUUCGGCUGCUAACAAUGUGUAUCAGUAUGGCCGAGAAUGGAUUACACACAAGCUCCAUAAGAUAUUAGGAGAGAAAGUGAACAACACUGCUGUGAUUGAAAAGCAAGUGCUAGAGCUCUGGGACAGACUUUAUCACUCUUGGUUUGUGAAGAAUGUAACACAUUCUGGAAGACACAAAGGACACAAGCUGCAAAUAAAUCGUCAGAACAGCUGGCUAGGUGACAUUCUGGACUGGCAGGAUAUUGCUUCAUUUGUUCAUGAGAACAUUGAAACAUUUCUUUCAAUUCUGGAGUCCUUGUGGAUAGUGAUGAGUCGUAAUGUGAGCCUACUCUUCACCACAGUAACAACAUUAGUGACAAUCCUCUUCUAUAGUGGGACAGCCCUUCUCAAUUUUGUGCUCUCACUGGUGAUUUUCCUGACCACAUUGUUUUAUCUGUUAAGUUCCAGUGAUGAGUACUACAAACCAGUGAAGUGGGUGAUUAGCUUGACACCUUUGUCUCAACCAGGCCCAUCCUCAAAUAUUGUUGGCCAGUCUGUGGAAGAGGCCAUAAGAGGUGUGUUUGAUGCUUCUCUCAAAAUGGCUGGGUUCUAUGGACUGUACACCUGGCUCACUCACACCAUAUUUGGAAUUAAUAUUGUCUUCAUACCAUCAGCAUUGGCAGCAAUACUUGGAGCUGUUCCAUUUCUGGGAACAUACUGGGCAGCAAUACCCGCAAUUCUAGAUCUGUGGCUCACCCAAGGAGAAGGAUGCAAAGCCAUUUUGCUUUUGGUUUUUCACCUGUUGCCAACGUACUUUGUAGACACAGCAAUCUACUCAGAUAUAUCAGGAGGUGGUCAUCCCUACCUGACAGGCCUCGCAGUAGCUGGUGGAGCAUAUUACCUAGGAUUGGAAGGAGCGAUCAUAGGACCCAUACUGCUUUGUAUACUGGUGGUUGCCUCUAACAUAUACAGUGCCAUGUUAGUGAGUCCAACAAAUUCAGUUCCCACCCCAUCACAAACACCAUGGCCUCUGCAGAUAUAUCAGCCAUCUAGAGAGAGUCCUGAAGAGAUGAAAAUAGCCACAGAGUGAGAUUUACACCAUCUUGCACCUGAUCAACAUGAAGUUGUCACUCUCUUCUACCUGGAUUGAGUUCAGAACAGUCGUGGCCUUCUGUCCCUCUUCCAGCUGUGCCUAGUGACAGCUCAUAGUUAAGCACAGUUUAAAAUAAACCCUCACAUCUGCUGGCCUUACAUUAUUAAGCACUUUGCCUUUGCAAGAGAAACUGUCUGCUUCCCAUCACUUUGCAUAUUAACACACAGACUUAAAGAUCAGAUGCCUUGUGUGUAGUUUUUUUUCUUCAUACAAGAAGAACAAGUAAUACCCACUGAAUCAAGGAUGCCAUCUGCUGAAAUGACUAACUUGGCUUUUAUUUCUUUGGAUGUUUGCAUUGUUAGACUUUUAGUAAUUUUAAACAAGUUAAAUCCCCAAGUCUUUUGUUGCUGAAAUCUUUAGUUGAUCGAAGGGUGUAUUUACUUGUAGAAAUGC
Mauremys reevesii (Reeves's turtle) is the source of this 3093-nucleotide messenger RNA. RefSeq names its product transmembrane protein 245-like. The record is from RefSeq and is a predicted model, not a curated record. Lineage: Eukaryota; Metazoa; Chordata; Testudines; Geoemydidae. The coding region runs from base 1 to 2637 and encodes 878 amino acids. The transcript has 18 exons.